This is a messenger RNA of Fonsecaea pedrosoi CBS 271.37, 396 nucleotides long. RefSeq lists its product as uncharacterized. The transcript has a single exon. Bases 1 to 396 code for a protein of 131 amino acids. The record is from RefSeq and is a predicted model, not a curated record. Lineage: Eukaryota; Fungi; Ascomycota; Eurotiomycetes; Chaetothyriales; Herpotrichiellaceae.
AUGUGCUGGGAAGCACUGCUUACAAUACGGCACUGGUCAUGGGACUUACGAUAUGGCACAAGAAGUGCUCCCGAUCGCGGUUUCAUCCCCAACGACAGUUUGUUGGACACCAACGAAAUCGGCGCACUGGCUAAGGAUGAUGAAACUACAUUCGACCUUCAAGUCGACCCCGAUCUCCCGCGUGACCCUACUCCGGAAGCGAUAGCACAAAUGGCAACCCGAAGCAUAUUUGGCUGGCUACGAUCAGAUGGACAUCCAAUGGAAGAAAAAGAUAUCUGGAGGCAUUCCUGGUUGAAUGUCAACUAUUCUUUGGACGAGGAUGACGAUAAUCUUUCUGAAGAGGUUCGUGACGAUGGAGCACCGAGUCCAACAACUAGAGAAUGGUUAUAUAAAUAG